Messenger RNA from Nycticebus coucang (slow loris), 7182 nucleotides. RefSeq names its product phosphatidylinositol glycan anchor biosynthesis class A (gene PIGA). The transcript has 5 exons. Lineage: Eukaryota; Metazoa; Chordata; Mammalia; Primates; Lorisidae. Gene Ontology annotation, molecular function: phosphatidylinositol N-acetylglucosaminyltransferase activity. Bases 4272 to 5135 code for a protein of 287 amino acids. Gene Ontology annotation, biological process: GPI anchor biosynthetic process. Gene Ontology annotation, cellular component: glycosylphosphatidylinositol-N-acetylglucosaminyltransferase (GPI-GnT) complex. The record is from RefSeq and is a predicted model, not a curated record.
UUUUCACUGUAGAAAGCUGUUGAAUACUUGUAUAUAAUGAUUGUUUGGCUUUUCGCUUCGUUCAUGGUUUAAUAAUUACUUCUGCAUUAAAUAUAGCAAAGAAAGUUCUAAUACUGGUUUAUAUUGGGUGAGAAAUUUUUAGGAUUGUGGUGAAUGCUGCCCCCAACCUUUGAUGUUUUAGUGGUUACUAAAAAAUAAAAGUAACCUGAUGCUGUGUAACUGAUCAGGUGUUUUUAAAAAUUAAAACAACCCUGUACAUGUGGUAAGAAGUAAAGGGCAGAGCGCACCACAUGGCCUUUUCUUUCUGGUUGCAAAAGUAAUGUUUUUUCAUUGCAUAUACUUUGAAAACUAAGAAAAGCUCAAGGAUGAAAACUGAAAUCAGCUGUAACUGUGUUAUUCAGAGAUGACGCUAAUGAAUGUUUUGAUUUGUAGCUUUCCUGUCUUUUUUAUGCAUAUGUGCGUAUACUGCAAAUCAGUGGGCUUGUUCUGUACUUAAACUGUUUUGUUCCUUGCUUGCUUCAUUUAAUCAUAUGUAAGACAUUAAUAACAUAUUGGCAGGUAAGUGAUGAAGAAAAGAGGAUUAGAUGGCCUAGGGCCACAUUGUUGCUCUGUCUUGUAUGAUCAAGGACUAUUUACUUAACGUCUCUAAGUCUCAGUUUUUCCUUUGUAUAGCUUAGAUGAUAAUGGAAAUCUCCUGAGGGUUCAGUGAUAGUUCCUAUAAGCUGAUAGCCCAGUGUGUAUCUGAUAGGUGUCCACUGUUUUCAAGGAGGAGCUUUUUAGUCUCUGUAGUACUUAGUGGACACUGCAGUUGAAUUUGUGGAGGCUUGUUUACUAAAAGUCUGAACUAGUUUGCUUAUUAGAAACAAAAUUGUCUUCUAGAUGCUAUUUGACAAGCUGUCCAGUAAUCAAAAAUUCCAUUUCAUGUAGGGAAUCACUAAAAAAUAAUAUAUACCCCCCCUUAAAUAUUUGAAUUUAACUCAAAAUAUUAAUACACUAAGUCGUCAGUAGUUUGGUGUAGGCUUUAAGUACUGGUCCACUGAUUUCAGCUGCAUCCUCUUGCAUGAUGGCUUUCGCAAAGCACGAUCUACUGUUGUCACUCUGGGUUUCUUUUAAGUGUGAUGAGAACCUAAAGGUGUAUGAAGCAAUGUGCUUCUGAAGUUUUGCCUUCAGUUUUGUACAGUGGACACCCCCUAAUCUGAUAAGAACCUUCCCAGGGACUUUCCUUUGUUGGAUUUUUCGAACUGUUCAGCUUGGUUUUCAUUGAAACUCAUUAUACCAGUUUAUGUAUCAUUUCAUUAAAUUACCCAGUAUAGCUGGAAUCGAAUGGGUUGGUGAACAAAUGCAACUGAUGGUUGGUAAGGGCGAAGCUCUGCAGUGUACCUGUGUAUUAGGGAGUGGCCUAAAAUCUAGGCAUGGGCCUUGGUCAGUAUACGUUUGGGAUGGAGAGGCUUGGUUGACCUAGUAGUUCGUUUAAGUGGAGAUUGGUGAGAAAACUGCUUUUUCCAAGGUGAAGGCAAUGAUGUGAUCUCAGUCUUUAAUUAAGGAGAUGUGAAUGGACCAGCAUUCUGUGUUCUGAACCCCUCUUGGGACACUGGUGAUAUGUUUGUUGUCACUUAGAAAAUGUGCCUAAUUUUUUUUUAAUCAAAUAGCGUGCCUGUGAGACAGCUUGCUAAGAAAGGGUAUGAUGCAUGUGUGAUUGAAGAUCAGCAAAAUUACCUACUCAUAUACAAAGAUUAAACCUGUUACCUUUACUUCACUAAUGUGGAAUUUAUCCAGCUGAACUAAUCACCAGUGGAGCGAAGGUAUGGCCUUUCUGUUUUCCAUUCAGUAACUUAACAGAUAAUUUGUUGAACUCUCUCCCCAAAAUAACAUUCUGAGAAAGAAUGGCCAUGUCCAUAGCCCAAAGUGAGUAGUUGGAUUAAUGGUCCAUUACUUAUUUUCAAAUUAAUAUCCUCAGGAGGUGUUCAUUGGACCAGAUGUCAAAGGCCCACUCGUUUUAUGUGAGAGAGAGGAUAGAUCAAAAUUCUCCUUGCCCAGGUUUUUUGCCUGGCUUCUUCCUGAGCCGCUUUCUCUGCAGCCUGUUUUGCUCCCAGUCAGGGUUUGCCAAUGCUCUGUGCAAUGCUCCCAGUCAGGGUUUGCCAUGCUCCGCCUCCUGCCAUGGUGAUGACAACUCAGUUUGUAUUCUGUAGUUGAAAAACCUGUGUAUAGUACAGAACCUCACUUGACCCUCCCAACAACUAUAGGGUAGAUGUUAUCUGCAUGUAAAAAAGAAACUGAAUCUCAGAGAGGGUAAGUAACUCACCCAGAUUGCACAGUAAGUAACGGAGAAGACAAACAUGAGUCCUGCUCUUGAGUUAAGGUCUCCUGUUCCUCCACUGUUAUCCUAGGUAUGUAGAUGAGAAGUUUCUUUUAAAUGUUGUUAGAAAGUUUGAAUUAGGAAUUUCCAUUGCCUAGUUUGUGUGAUAUGAUGAUCGAAAGUCUCUGUAUGUUCCACUGUGCUACACUCUUAGAGGUACCUGGAUAAUUUUUUGUAAUGGAGACAAAACCUUUUAUUCUUAGAAUAAAAUUGUAGGGCUGGGCGCAGUGGCUCAUGCCUGAAAUCCUAGCACUGUAGGAGGCCGAGGCACGUGGAUUGCUUGAGCUCACAGGUUUGAGACCAGCCUGAGCCAGAGCAAGACCCCAUCUCUAAAAAUAGCUGGGUACCUGUAGUCCCAGCUACUUGGGAUAUUGAGGCACGAGAAUUGCUCGAGCCCAAGCGUUUUAGGUUGCUGUGAGCUGUGACUCCACAGCACUCAACCCCAGGGCAAUUGAGUGAGACUCUGCCUCAAAAAAAAAAAAAAAAGAAGAAUAAAAUUGUAGAUCAUUGAUAAUAUUAAUCAGUUCUAGUUCUUAUAAGGUGCUUGUCAGGAUUCAGUGACAUAAUGCAUUUAAAGUAUGUUGCCUGACAUAGUAGGCAUUCAGUUAAGGUAGCUGUUUUCAGCAGUUAUGAUUAUUUGCCUAUGUUAAUAUUUUUUGUUUGAAGAUUGAGCUCUUAAGCUUGUGUGAGAGAGGAGAAAGAAAGAAAAUGAAAGGAAGGAAUUGUAGGUGGCUAAAUGUCAUGUCAUUACCUUACCUUCUGGUUUAUCCAGAAAUUCAAUCAAUGAAUUUGGUAAUAGACUUGCAACAAAAAGAUAGCUAAGGUUUUAAUGAGAAGCCUUUAUAAUACAGAAAAGCUGUAUGUAAAUUUAUUUUUGAUGCAUGCAAACAUAUCUUGAAAAUACCAGCAGAGUUUACUUAAUGAUUCCUACUUUGCAUUGUUUAAUAAAAAUGACCCUAUAUAUAUAUAUAUAAUUUUUCUUUCCCACCAUCUAUUUUAUAAUUAAUCUGCCUGUUUGGGGGAAGAUUGAUGUAAGAAAUGCAAUUCUUUUGUGUGUACAUAUUUUUUAAAUUAAUAAACUUAGCUCUAAGUGGAUUAUUUUGUGUUUACCUUUACUUUUGAAUGUGCAUGAUUUGUAAUUGUUAAUGAACUAAAUUCCCAGAUAUUCUGAACAUUGCCAUCACUUUGGAUAGCCACAACUUUUUCAGACUAGUAGAGCAUGAUUUACUUUAUUGCUUUAUAUUACCUGAGACUGCAUUUGCAUAUUAUAAGAAAGUCAUUUUUUAAAAAAGAAACCAAGAUGCAUCCUUUUGUUCCAUGGACUAUAAUGGUCUGUCAGUUGAGGUCCUUCCACCUUACCCCCAUUCCAGGAAAGUGGUCUUUAGCUUGUUUGGAUAGAUUAUUGUUUUAAAUUUUGCUAAUACCAUAGUAUUCACUGUAAAAUUCUCUGUACAAACUGAGUUUUGAAUAAAGAGGAGGCAACAGGUGGCGCCUGUGGCUCAAAGGAGUACGGCACCGGUCCCGUAUACCAAAGGUGGCGGGUUCAAACCCAGCCUCGUCCGGAAGAAAAAAAAAAAAAAGGAGGCAACAGACUUUGUUGUUUAACUUUUCCUGUGGCAGGAGGUAGAGUCAUAGACUGGUAGAAUUUUAUAGCUGAAAGAUACUUUAGGUACAUAGGUCUCUUCAUUUUGCAGGUCAGGAAACUUCCCAUGAUCAAAGGGCUCAUUGGUAAAAAAGCUGGAUCAGUACAAAGAUCUCCAGUCAGCUGCCUGCUCUAGAGAAAGCUAACUAAAACCUUAACCACUAAAAAGACCUUUGUUAUAGAAGUAGGCAAUGCAUAUUACACAAGUGAAUAACAGAGUGAGUGUGUUGAAAUGGAGCAAAAUAGUUUCAUUUGCGGUGUGUGGAAGUAACAAUGCACGUCGAGUUCUGUCUCUUCAAGAACUGCAACUGGUGGGGGACACUGGCAGUUUGUGAACAAUUCCACCCUCCCCGGAAAGGUGUAAGACGUUUGGUUUCUCUACUUUUAUUCCGAAGAACCGAUUUGCUCAGUGGUAUAAUACCUGAACUCUGUCAGAAAUAUCCAGAUUUAAAUUUUCUAAUUGGAGGAGAGGGACCAAAGAGAAUCAUUUUGGAAGAAGUUCGGGAAAGGUACCAGCUACAUGAGAGGGUGCGUCUUUUGGGAGCUUUAGAACACAAGGAUGUUAGAAAUGUCUUAGUUCAAGGACAUAUUUUUCUUAAUACCUCCCUUACCGAAGCAUUCUGCAUGGCGAUCGUGGAAGCAGCCAGUUGUGGUUUACAGGUUGUAAGUACCAAGGUUGGUGGAAUUCCUGAGGUGCUUCCAGAAAAUCUUAUUAUUUUAUGUGAGCCUUCAGUAAAAUCUUUGUGUGAAGGGUUGGAAAGAGCUAUUUUUCUACUGAAGUCGGGGGCAUUGCCAGCUCCAGGAAAUAUUCAUAACGUAGUAAAGACUUUCUACACCUGGAGGAAUGUUGCGGAAAGAACUGAAAAAGUGUAUGACCGGGUGUCACUGGAAGCUGUGUUGCCAAUGGAGAAACGACUGGACAGACUCAUCUCUCACUGUGGCCCAAUAGCAGGCUAUAUUUUUGCUUUGUUGGCUGUUUUCAACUUUCUCUUCUUCAUUUUCCUGAAAUGGAUGACUCCAGAUUCUAUCAUUGAUGUUGCAAUAGAUGGCACUGGGCCAAGAGGUGCCUGGACCCAUCAUCAAUAUUCUCACAACAAAAGGGGGGGCGACAAUAAUGAAAUAUCUAAAACAAGGUAGAAGAAAGCCUGAAUUGUAAGAUUUGAAGCAUUUGUAAUAAUCCUAUGAAGACUAUUGAAAAUAACCUUGCUUUUUGGAUUUUCAUUUUUUAAAGUUAAUUUAGUAAGUUAUGCUACCUCUAUAUCAUCCAAUGUUUUCUUUUGAGGAAAGAGAAAAACAUAUGCAAUUCCUGAGUGUGGAAACUCCAUGCACUUACUUAAAAUUUAGAAGAGAACAUUUUAGCCACUCAGGUAUGAAAUUUUUCAGACUACUGAAAUCCCUCUAGCAGAGAUGUUUUAACAUUAUAUUUUGAGAGCUUUGGGUGCUGAAGGGCCAAAUGUUUUCUGGGCAUUUUUUGGCCAGUUUUUAAUGUUAUACCAUUAGACAUUACUUAGACACUCACCAGAUGUUUACAAGUUUUCUUUAGGGAAGUACAACUAUAUGAACUAUUUUAAGUCACAUUCAUAUCCAUUUAUUAGAGAUCUAAGUCAUGUUCUUAAACAAUAUUGGGUCCACUCAGUAAGUGUUACGUAUAAUCAACAGGUUUUUUGAGUAAGAUGGAUUAUUAGUUACCAGCACGUUUUGAGCACCUGAUGUGUAUAGAAUGUUGACCCAGGUAUUUCUGCCUGUAAGGACCAGGGGUGUAUUCAUUGUUUGUUUAUCAUUGAAAUGGCUUACUGCAUUAUAGUCAUGGUUGACAUGAAAUGGUAAAAUGUCCAACAUGCCAAAAAUGCUCAGGCUGGUUCAUGCCAGGAAAAAAAAAUCACUGACACACUUCUAGUACUUCCUUGAUCCUGUUGUUUGCGUUUUCCUUGGUAGAACUUAUGCCUUCGAUUGUGUUUAUGAAGAUAUUUUUUGCUUUCAAAUCCUAGGGACCGACAUCACUGUUGAUAGUGCAGAGAAAUCCUCCACAUUUUUCAGUGCAUAAUCUAGUCCUCUGUAAAUGCCUUCGUGUUUUCUGAGCAGAAUAUACGAGGUGUGCCAUCUCAAAACCAGCUGCUACCCUGUCCUUUUGAAUCACUACCCUUCACUGUGGCCUCACUAAUGUCUGAUAAGUAUUGUCAAUAUGCAAAAGGCUUUGCUCUAGAAUGUUUUAUUUAUAGCAAACCAAGUCUGAAAAUUUUAGGAACGCGGUCUCUUUGUGGGUGGAUGUUAACUAUAAUUGUUGCCCAGAGCCAUGGGUUUUUUAACCCCAAAUUAUCCAUAUGGUGUGUAUUAAUUCUUCAAACUAUUCAGAAUAAGUUUUGGUGAGAAAUGGACUGUGAAAUAAGCAAUGAGGCACUCGUGUGCACUAGAUUGAUUCAGUAUUGUGAUUCUGUACAGGAUUUUUUUAAAAUGACAACACUCAAAUCACUUCUUUCUACAAAGUAUCUUAACAUGCCUAUUAACUGGUUGCACUGAUAUAAAAGAAAUAAUAUUUGUGUUUUGUUUGUACUAAAAUACAAAUAUUAGAGUGCAAUUUUUAAAAUCUAGAAGUUAGGGUUCUUUUGUUGGAGAACAGUAGACUGAUCGGAACCAGUCUCAUAGGGAUUUUUAUGCGUAGAAACUCAUGUAUAAAUAUGAAAUAAACAGUGCCAAUAUUAAUGGUAAAAAGAGAACCUAUAACAUUUGAUUUUAUUUAUUCUACUCAGCAGUUUAUAAAGGCACAUUACCAUUCCACUUACAAUUUUUUGCUCCUUUUAUUGCAAAAUUAUCAUUGAAUUCUUAAGUUGUCAUUUAUUUAAGAUUGAAAUAAGAUUUAAAGUUAGUUGCCUUUGCAUGUGAAAUAUGUAAUUUUAAAUCUUUUCCCUUUUUUAAAGAAAUGAAAGUAAACUUGUCUUUCAUAAAUCUUAAUUUUCAGCCUUCCCGGGUACCUUAAUUGUGACUGUCAGUGUUUCACUGAUCAGUAUGUGGAAACACAUUGUUCUACCUUGGUACUUACGAAAAUGAAUUUACAGUGAUGAGGAAUUUCUUAAAAACAUACUGCAUUUCUUCAGAUGUUACAAAAGGUUGCACAUGUAAAACCGAUUUGUUAAAACAUGCUAUGUGUCCCAAAAAUAAAGGCCAGAAUUACAUUUUGAUAAUUUUC